Branchiostoma belcheri (Belcher's lancelet) is the source of this 2124-nucleotide messenger RNA. Its product is annotated as protein SGT1 homolog. Lineage: Eukaryota; Metazoa; Chordata; Leptocardii; Amphioxiformes; Branchiostomatidae. Bases 56 to 1150 code for a protein of 364 amino acids. Gene Ontology annotation, biological process: protein stabilization. Gene Ontology annotation, molecular function: protein-folding chaperone binding. The transcript has 12 exons. The record is from RefSeq and is a predicted model, not a curated record.
CAGAGGUUACAAAUUACCAACCAUGCUUUGCGCGAGAAAAGUCUAGAAAAUCAAAAUGGCCGCCGAAGUGUUUGGUCAGGCGAAUGAAGCGUUCGUCGAUGAGAACUAUGAGAAAGCAGUGGAGUUAUACACCAAGGCUAUUGAGCUAGAUGGAGAGAAGUCAGAAUACUUCACCAAACGGGCUCAGACGUAUAUCAAGUUGGAACAGUACAUGGAUGCUGUGACAGAUGCUACAAAAGCAGUGGAGUUAGAGCCCAGCAGCUCGAAGGCUCAUCUCAGAAAAGGGGUUGCCAGUUUCUAUCUGGAUGAAUUUGAGUCAGCAAGAGAAUCCUUUGUGAAAGGACAAGAGUUAGAUAGUUCUGAACCUCUCUUUGUAAGAUGGAUCAGGAAAUGUGAUGCGAACUUGAACUUGGAAGAGAAGGAAGAGUCUGGUACAGUGGCUGAAGAUGGCAAGCCCUUGGUUGGAGCAGCAGGAGACAGUAGCCCCGCCCCUCAGCCUGUCAAUCAACCCCAGCCACAAGCAGCAGCCCCUCCCCCUGUCUCAAAGAGACAUGACUGGUACCAGACAGAGACCCAUGUCAUCGUCACAGUCAUGAUCAAAGGGCUGAAGAAGGAAGAUGUCCAAGUAGACUAUGACACUACCACGCUGAGUGCAGUGUUUAAACAGCCCAGUGGGGCAGACUAUGUGUUAGACCUUGAUCUGGCCCACCCCAUCGUGAAGGAACAGUGCAUCACCAAGGUCCUGAGCACCAAGGUGGAGAUGAAGAUGAAGAAGUCUGAAGGCAUCAGGUGGCAGUGUCUGGAGGGGGACGGGAGGCCGUAUCAGUACGCACAGUGGACGUCUGGUAACGAGGGAGCCAGCGGUGUCACACAGUACCCGUCCUCCAGCCACUUCAAGAGAGACUGGAACAAGAUCGUAGCAGAUGUGAAUAAGGAGGAGAAGGAGGAGAAGACUGAGGGAGAUGCGGCACUGAACCAGUUCUUCCAACAAAUCUACUCUGACGGGAAUGAGGAAGUCAGGAAAGCAAUGAACAAGUCGUUUGUGGAGUCAGGUGGAACAGUCCUCAGCACCAACUGGAAGGACAUCGGCAAGGAGAAGGUGGACAUGAAACCACCAGACGGGAUGGAGUUCAAGAAAUGGGAGAUAUGAGACCCCCCUCCCUACCUGUCAUGUCUGUUAUUAUCACCAACACGACUCUGCUUCAUAUGAUUGUUCCAAUCCACUAACAAUGAUUCCUUUUGCCUAUCCAUAGUGAGCUAUUUUAGCUGCUAAGUUGUUCUAAUCUCCAAGCAGAUCUUUCGAUUGUUGCAAAGACAGUUUUAAAUUGGCCAGUCAGUAUAUAUUUACAAGGCAGUUACCGUUUGGCACCCAAUAAUGGGCUGGCACAAAAAAAGACAUGAGGACAAAAAAAAAGAAAGCCCAAUAAAAAUGCCUAAAAAAGCAAGUAAAAGAUAAGCAGAAGCCUAACCUCUGCUUGGAGAGUACAGUUGUUCUUCAUCCUGAAUGCCAGCGUGUGCAAAGCAGACCUAAUGUUAUCUACAUCCUACUGGAAUAUUUGCUUUUCAAAUUGGUACCCUAUCUACUUGAUCAGUUUUUCUACAUAAGGGAUAUAGGAGAGACAUCAAACAAGCCUUGCAGAGUGAAUGAUGGCCUUCACAGAUUGAAGGAGUGCCAUUUUGUAAUAGUGUGCUCUAGCACUGUAUUAUAUACCAUAAUCCUUACAAUUGUUCCUGAAUGUUGGUAAAUGACAGCACAAAUUCCAAUGGUAGAGUCAUGGAAGUUAGCGUAUAGCAAAUAAUAAAUUGGAAGAAAUUGGAGAGUCUCCUUCUCCUACAUUGUCUGAAGGAAAGAAAUUCUAUGGUAUCAAGUCUUGAAAAUAUUUCCAGGUGCCAUUUUUGUCCAUGUGAGCAGGUGUUUUGUUUGCAUAAAUAUUAUUUAGAGUACAACCUUUAAAGGGAAAGCAUAAUCACUUGCUGUCCUAUCCUGUUGUCAUGUAGUCAUAUCUUUAUGGACUUCAGAAUGAUAGAUUUUGUUAUCUAUGCCCUUGCCUGGUUGACUGUUUCCUUUGUACAUACAAUGUAUCUCAGCUUAUUGAAAGAAUACAGAAUACACUUGAUGCCUUC